AUGGUUAGUGGGUUUUGCCGUAUACGUGAAGCCUUGAUGGUCAAAGAAGCCAAGGAGAUGGGAAGAGGAGCAGAGGAAGAGGAAUGGAGAGAGAUAAAGAAGAAGAUGCUUAUGUCGUGGCUUCCGUUGCUGUGCCGGGCGAGCAACGGAGCGGAUAAACCGGUGUUGAGAAGCGCGGAACGAGCGGAGCUGGAGAAAAUGUUGGAGAAGAUGAUCUCAGAGCUGAAAGAAGAGGAACAAGAACAAGUUCUCUCACUCUGGCUUCACCAUUACACAAGCUGCUCUUCCUCUGACUGGCCUGACCUCAACGGCUCUUAUGUUCGUUGGUGCGCUUCUUCUCGCCACCUUUUGCUCUUACAUUGCGAUCCCAAAAACAAAGCCUAA
Molecule: messenger RNA, 384 nt
Organism: Thlaspi arvense
Lineage: Eukaryota; Viridiplantae; Streptophyta; Magnoliopsida; Brassicales; Brassicaceae
Source: the annotation of a GenBank genome assembly